CUCUCUCUGAUCUCAGCAUGAUGUGUUUCCUUUCUCAUGAAUUACGACUGAGUAUGGCGACUAUGUAAAGCGGCAGGAAUGAGCGCAAUGAGUUUUUCCUUCAGUGCAGACCCACAUGUCUAAAUGACUUCGAGCAGGAUACAGAAGCUGAGGGUGGACAGAAAGCAGGGCUGGAAGGGCUAUGGACACCAAGCCUUUGUGUCCUGUCUGACCCGCCUCUAUAGCUGUCAAUGGAAACCCCACCAGCAUACUGGAAGCCAGUUUGGUCAUUUCUGCUGCAGUAAGCUGGAAUGUGGCAGUUUUGCUAUGAUCAUUGUGACCUUUUGUCUCAGCCUGGUUUUCCUCUACUUCUGGACUGAAGCACAGAAUGACUACAAUGACUUUGACUGGUUUAUCUUUGGCAACUUGGGCUUUUGGUUCCCAUGGUCCAUGGUGUUGUUAGUCACUGCCGCAGUGUUCUUUACGUACAUUGCUUUUCUGCUGUUGUUGGCAGUGUGCCUCCUCUCAGAAGGGCAAAGACUGUAUUUACACUGUGGUCACAAGAUUGGAAUAUUAGUGACUUUGAUAUUCUCCAUUGCGGCCACAGCAGUGCUGUCAGACUUGUGGAACGAAAAGUGGGAAACUGUGCUUCUUUCUUUUCAGAUGACAGCACCAUAUUUGCAGGUGGGAGGAGUGCUGUUAAUGACACUUUUAUCUUGGCCAUUAGCUUCACAUUUGUUUUGUCUGAGACAAAGAGUGAGGCAAAUGGUCAUUAUUGGGCUGUAUGGGGCAGUUCUCAUAUCUCUGUAUCUGGUGCCACUGGGCAUGUAUUCUCCCUGCAUUAAAGAGAGAAACAGUCUGAGUCCAGCUCCGGCAUUAAUUGGCCACAGGGGAGCACCAAUGCUUGCUCCAGAGAACACCUACAUGUCCUUCGAGAAGGUAGUUGCCGCUGGAGGGGAUGGACUGGAGACUGAUGUCACCAUCAGCUAUGAUGGCAUACCCUUCCUGAUGCAUGACAAGAGCCUGCGUAGGACAACAAAUGUUGAGGACAUAUUCCCUAACCGGACACACAGCCCAGCUGCCAUGUUCACCUGGAAUGAGUUACAGCAGCUCAAUGCUGGAGCCUGGUUCUUCUCGCAAAACCCCUUCAAGACAGCCUCCUCCCUAAGCCCAGAAGAUUGCAUUCAGGCUCAGAAUCAGUCUGUGUGUACUCUAAGAGCAGUCCUGGAGCUGGCCGCCCAGUAUGGGAAACUUAUAAUCUUCGACUUGUACAGGCCACCACGUGGUCAUCCUUACAGAGACAUGUGGAUCUCGCGCACUCUGGAAGUCAUUCAGAGUGAGUCGUCCAUUCAUUCUAACCAGGUGUUGUGGCUGCCUACGGAGCUGAGGGAGUUAGUGCAGGAGACAGACCCCGAGCUGCAGCAGACCUCAGGCAGCCUGGCCCCAGUGGAGGAGCUGCAACAGAACCACAUUGUCAGACUCAACCUACACUACAGUUCCAUGUCUGAGGCUGAAAUAAGUAUGUACUCUGCUGUAAACAUCAGCACAAAUCUGUAUGUGGUCAGUGAGCCCUGGCUGUUCUCUCUGGCCUGGUGUGCAGGUGUCCACUCUGUCACUACUAAUGCUGUUCACAUCCUCAAGAGCCUUCGCCGCCCCCUCUUCUUUAUGACACCACAGGAAUACAGCACAAUGUGGGUCCUAACUGACAUGCUGUCACUGAUCGUCAUACUUGUUGUCUUUAUAUUCCAUUGGCAGAGGAAGCACCAAGAGAAUCUUUGCUCAGGCAGAAAUAUGAUACAUGACAGUGGAUGCUCCCCUGAGUUCAGGACAGGAACGAAUGAUGUGUUGUCCUUAACAAUGCUGUAGGAAAGAUCUUGCAUCAUUACCCAAGCAGUAACACUGAAGAUAGCUUGGUAUCAUAUCUCUGAAGGCCUGUUCCUCAGAGUACCGCGCAAGUUUACAGAGAAGCCAAACUCUAGAUUUGUUCUAGAGAUGAAGAUCGAUGUUGGUGGAGCUCAGAUUUUAGUGACCAGAGUCAGCUUUUGACUCUGGUCUGACUUUUGAGUCAGGCUCUUUACUUCAUCUUUUCUAGUUUAUUAUGAAAAAAUCUAUUUAUUAUAGUAUGAAAAGUUACAAAUAUGCCUUUUCCCUCGGGGAAAAGUAAUGUAGUUACCUUAAACCUCAACUGCACCUGAAGGACGUUGUUUUACCUUUGAGGUUACAUUUAUACUGUUUGUACCUUCGAGGACAACAAUUCAGCAAAACAUUACAUCUUUUCUGACAGUGUAGAGAUGAGUAGGUUGCUUAUGUAGAAAUGGCUAAUCUUGCUAAAAUAUGUUAAAAUGUAUUUGGCAAAAAAAAAACAAUAAACACCCAAAUAAACGUAA
Pygocentrus nattereri (red-bellied piranha) is the source of this 2366-nucleotide messenger RNA. RefSeq names its product glycerophosphodiester phosphodiesterase domain containing 4b (gene gdpd4b). The transcript is spliced from 16 exons. The record is from RefSeq and is a predicted model, not a curated record. The coding region runs from base 124 to 1845 and encodes 573 amino acids. Lineage: Eukaryota; Metazoa; Chordata; Actinopteri; Characiformes; Serrasalmidae. Gene Ontology annotation, molecular function: glycerophosphodiester phosphodiesterase activity. Gene Ontology annotation, biological process: lipid metabolic process. Gene Ontology annotation, cellular component: membrane.